AUGGCAACGCCUGCAAUGUUACCACCCACCGCUAAACUCAACGUAUCCGCGCCGAACCCUAGCGACAGUGCCCGAAUCGCCGCCUCCAACGAGACUGCCAACGCCUUCCUUGGCAUCCGCAAACCAAGAGCCCGGUCGGCCAUCGGUGACAAAAUCAUCGGCAACAAGGAUGCCGCUCCCGGAGUCGCGGGCUCGGGCGUGCGCGCUGUCCUUCCCUCUCCCACACUUACCAACGAACGGAGUCCUUCUGCAGCAGUAGCGCACACGAGCCCGAAUAGUUUCACCUUUGAGCUGCAGCCUGGUGGCGUCCGCGACCCUAAUCGUCAACCCAUGCCCGGCGCAGCCGGUUCUAACCCGGCAACAUCGCGUGGUGCUUCAUCGGACCCCAGCCCGCUCAUGCCGCCCACGACGCGUUCAGACCAGCUGCAUGCAUCCGCUACAGGAGCAGUUGCUUCAUCGCCUCAGGUGUCUUCCCAUGCGAUUCCACAAAGGGCCAUCGCCGUCAUUGGAGCUCUAGAAUCAGCCGGCCCCACAAAUAGUAUAGUACCGUCCGCAUCACCUGGUAUAACGACCUUGUCCUCGGCCACCCGGAAGCGGAGCAGAAGUGACAACGAUCACCAGGAGAUUGGGCUUCAAAACCCGAAGCGCAGCCUUGUGGACGCUGCUGUACCAGACAGAGCCCGCCGACUCUCAAGAAGGUCAUUCACGGGCAGCCUCUACGUGCAGCUCGAGCAGCAUAUAGCCCAGUUCGGGGGCCUCAACGGACUACGCGGGGAACUCGAGAGGCCGCGAUACUCCAACCUGUUGGUGGCAUGCAGCCGAGAUGACUUUUUCUACAUCGUCACACACCAGCUGUACUGCCUCUGGUCUCUAGACAGACAUACCGUCCACGAGGCCCUAGGGUCUAUGAAACCGCAAUUGGUGGACAAGGCAUUUGACCACCUUUCUAAAAUACUCAGGUCAAACCAUGACAUGGUCCAAUCUCAUUUGAUGUGGCUCGCUCGCUUCCCCUCGCUCUCGGAACCAAGCACCCAGUCGGCUUACAACACGACUGCCGAGCAGGUGGCGAAGUUCCUAGAAAACUUGGGCAACAGGUGGACGGAGAUGUUGGACCAUGCAGUCAAGAGAGGUUACCCGAUCACCGUGGGCGAUAUGAUCCAUAUUCUAGGCUGUCUGUCGCCUGUCAUGCGAGUAACCUUAUUCACGGUAUCUCGUAGGUAUAUGGGCGUGUCUGACAACUCGUCCAGACCUCUCCAAGGCCUCUUCAAUGACGAGGAAUGCUUUGAGCUGCACGCGGAAGACGGGCAGUUGGGAAAACCCAAUGCAGUACGGGGAAAGUUCAUCGUCGCUUACAGGCAGCUCAUCGCCCAGUAUCGCCAGACACACCAUCGUGAUAUCACCAUUGCUACCCAAUCGCCCCGUCAGCAGCUGUACCAUCAACUACCCAGCCAAGGCUUUGCCUCGAGUGGAAGUAAUCCCCGAAUCCCGUCCAACCAGGGCGACGUUGCGCAGGCCCUGGCCAUGGUGGACCAGCAACACAGGGCACAGGAUCCCGCGCAGCGCCAAUACGUUCCGCAGCCUGCCCAUGUCACUCCUUACCAGAUGUACCAUGCCCAGUUUGGCGCGGCUGGCCAUGCACCACAGCCGCAGCCCGAAAACCGUGGAGGGAACUUCCCUACGAUGAGUCCUAUGGGCUUCAUGGCUCCUACGGCAGUAGCUCAUCCGGGGGGGUCUCAAGGGCAGCAGGGGCAGCCAUCACCGGGCGUCCAUGCCGCUCCUUCGCCGGCGGACAGCCGGCGUACAUCUGGCCGUGGUGCUACGGUGUCACUUGGACAAACGCACCGCUCCCUGUCAAGUAGCGGUGGCGGUGGACAGCGUCAGAGGGCGGCCCCCAUCGGGGUGAUACCGCAGUGCGAGUAUCCCGCGGGCCCGUUCGACUGGACCUCAAUUCGUAUCGGCGCCCACCUGACUAGGUUGCGCAGCCCACAGAGGGUGCCGGACGAGACGGCAUUUGGGCGCUACUACCAGUACGUCGCGGCGUUCGCUGUUGAGCCGACGCGCAUGUACCCGGAGAUCGGACUGAAGACGCUCCGGUUCUCGCUGACGGCCGAAGACGCGGCGCGGCUUCCUGGCAAGGACACGGGGUUGAGCGGGCUGCCGGUGCGGUCGUACUUUGAAGGCUGCACACGCUACCGUCUGCGCUGCUGCACAAUGUCCGGGGUUGCGCCUACGACAGAUGCCGCUAGCCAGGAUAACGCGGACGUGGUCCCGGAGUCCGUCUGGGCCGUGAAGAAGAUGCACUGGCCCGGCGAGAUAUACGCCUUUGUCAACGAUGUGGUCCUCGAGACAGCGCACAAACAGCACUUUCACCACGACAUGCCGACGGAGUUGACCGACUAUGUCGUCGCGGGGGAGAAUGUGGUGCAACUCAGCAUCCCGGCAACGCCGCCCAACCAGCUCGAAGUCGGAAUGGCAUUCUUCAUAGCUGUCGAGAAGAUCACGACAGCCAGACACGACGCACUCAUGGCGCAGGUGGGGCACAACCCACACGUGCCGGAGGAGUCGACUCGCACCGAGAUCAUCAAGCGAGCAGCUCUCCUGGGCGCAUCGGUCGCCAACGACGACGACCUCAUCAUCGAGGACAAGAGCCUCCACAUAGGCGUGACCGACCCUUUCAGCUCCGUGCUCUUCGAUGUGCCCGUUCGCGGCGCCUCGUGCAAGCACCUGGAAUGCUUCGACCUAUCCAACUGGCUGAUGACGCGCACGUCCAAGCCAACGGAUAAGUCGUCCCAGGAACCCUGCACGGUCGACUCGUGGCUGUGUCCCAUUUGUGGGGGGGACGCGCGACCCCCCUCUCUACGGAUAGACGACUUCUUCGCCGGUGUGCGGCGGGCCCUUGUCGAGAGCGGCAGAUCAGGUGCCCGGACCAGACGGAUCCGCGCCGCCCCGGACGGCACAUGGACCGCUAUGAUUGAACCAGAAGACGAAGAAGACGAAGAAGACGGAGGAUCGGAUGGGGAAGACGACGACGACUGA
Geosmithia morbida is the source of this 3036-nucleotide messenger RNA. RefSeq names its product MIZ/SP-RING zinc finger. Gene Ontology annotation, molecular function: zinc ion binding; SUMO ligase activity. Gene Ontology annotation, biological process: protein sumoylation. NCBI's taxonomy places the organism in Eukaryota, Fungi, Ascomycota, Sordariomycetes, Hypocreales, Bionectriaceae. Bases 1 to 3036 code for a protein of 1011 amino acids. The transcript is spliced from 4 exons. The record is from RefSeq and is a predicted model, not a curated record.